This is a messenger RNA of Thyridium curvatum, 534 nucleotides long. RefSeq lists its product as uncharacterized. The coding region runs from base 1 to 534 and encodes 177 amino acids. The record is from RefSeq and is a predicted model, not a curated record. NCBI's taxonomy places the organism in Eukaryota, Fungi, Ascomycota, Sordariomycetes, Thyridiales, Thyridiaceae. Gene Ontology annotation, biological process: mitochondrial electron transport, NADH to ubiquinone. The transcript has 3 exons.
AUGAUGUCCGCUACAAGACUGCGCGCGGCCUACCGGCUGCCGCAGCAGCUGCGCCUGGCACAGCGCUCGUUCGCCACCACCGGUCGCCAAUUGGAGCAGCAGAGCACCACCGUGCCGGCCGAGUCCAACUCGCCCAGGAACCCCGACAACGCCCCCGGUGCCGCCGUCGCCGACCCGGCCGCCCAGCCCCCCGCACACAUCGACCAGGCUCCCAACCGUGCCGGCAUCUGGGCCAGGAGCCAGCAGCCUCGCGACAAGGCCAUGACCGGCCCGCGCUUCGAGCAGACCGACUUCAGCCUACAGCCGCAACCCUGGUCUGCCAUGGAGCUGGUACACAAGCAGCCUGUCCGAUGGACUCACGACCGCAUCGUUGCCUGCGAUGGCGGUGGCGGCCCUGCCGGCCAUCCUCGUAUCUUUAUCAACACUGACAAGCCCGAGAUUGCCACCUGCGGCUACUGUGGUCUGCCAUUUGCGAACGAGCAUCACCGAAAACACCUCGAAUCACUACCCCAGACCUCGUAUCCCUUGUCAUAG